CAUGGGGCGUGGGAGGGCAGGGAGGGUUGGCCAGGCCUGACGGGGUUUGAUGGCUCAUGCUUCCCCUCCUCCUCCCAGACUCCAGCAGCAGAGCCUCAGGCAGCAGUCCCAGCCCCUCCCACCAAACCCUGUGCACCUGUCCUCCCACCCAGAUCUAGGGGUGCGGUGAGGAAGCUGUGAAGGACCCAGUCAGGGGCAGGGAAGUGCCGCAAACACCUGGUGGGUCUGGGGCAUUGCCGGGGAAUUCCAAACAGCCUUCCUGGUGCCCCAGGGGGUACUCCCCUCCCCACGCAGGCAGGGAGGCAGUAGGACCCUUGGCUACACCUGGCAGACUCCAGAAGCCCGUGACAGAGUUCUGGGAAGGCCAUAGCAAUGGCAGGCCACCGACACCCAGUGUCCGUGAGCGGGGCAGCUCUGGUGCAGACAGAGAAGCUCCAGACAUUCGCCUUCUCUGUGAACUGGUCGGAUGACAGUGACACCUUUGCACGCAGAAGCUGGGAUCAGUUCAGAAAACUCCAUAAGACCCUCAAGGAGACCUUCCCAGUGGAGGCGGGCCUGCUGCAGAGAUCAGACCGCAUUCUCCCCAAACUUCCUGAUGCAUCCUUGUUGGCACACUGGGGGCGCACGGGCCGCGGCCUGGUGCGCCUGCGGCUGCUGGAAACCUAUUUGAGGGCGCUGCUGGUUGCGGGGGAGCGUGUGUCCCGCAGCCCGGUGCUCACUGGCUUCUUUGCGCCACAACCUCUGGACCUGGAGCCUGCGCUGCCACCGGGCAGCCUGGUGAUACUGCCUGCCCGGGAAGAGCCCCUACCAGGCCCCAGGGGCAGCCCUGCCAGCUGCAGUCUGGGGGCUCCGAGUCUGCGCUGCCUGCAGCCCUUCAGCACCCAGGAUGCGUGGGGCCAGCCCUUCCAGGCUCAGGCCCAGGAGGCCCUUAACGUGCUGCUGCGACACCCCUCAGGCUGGUGGCUGGUGGCGAACGAGGACCAGCAGAUGGCAUGGUUUCCUGCUCCCUACCUGGAGGAGGUGGCCCCGGGCCAGGGACGAGAUGGGGGACGGUCCCUAGUGAGCAGUGGGCCCCAGUUCUGUGCUUCCCGUGCCUUUGAGGGCAGCCAAGCUGAUGAGCUGUCAGUGCCUGCAGGGGCACACGUGUGUGUGCUGGAAACGUCCGACCGCGGCUGGUGGCUGUGCAGAUUUGGUGGCCGCACUGGUCUUCUCCCGGCUGCAAUACUGCAGCCAGACGGGCUGGGCACAAUCCUUAGUGGGCCAUGGCUCCACCUCGGGGCAGAUGGUGGGGAGGACAGAGAGGGAGAGGUCCGAGACUUCCCCAAGUGCCCCCAGGCCAAGACCCUUCCCCCUACUGUGCCUGCCCGACCACCACUGAGUGCUAUUCAGAGCCGGUGCUGCACCAUCACCCGUAGGGCACUGAGGAGGGACCCAGAGGGUCAGGGACCUUUUUGAGUGUGUGGAACCUGGUGGAGGGCUGCGCUGUGCACCCCAUAACUGGAGCGGCAGCCCAGAAGCUCCAAACUCCAGGUUUGACUGAUAGCAGCCACAUCAGCCCCAGGGCUGUGGGAGGAGCACUUGACCCCAAGUGGGUGAGGCCAGGAGGCUACACCCCGCCUUGUCCUGAGUAAAGAACUCCUGAUGGA
This is a messenger RNA of Vicugna pacos (alpaca), 1646 nucleotides long. The record is from RefSeq and is a predicted model, not a curated record. NCBI's taxonomy places the organism in Eukaryota, Metazoa, Chordata, Mammalia, Artiodactyla, Camelidae.